UCCCGGAACUACUGAUUCUGCUGCUGGAUAUUGGGCUGUAAAUCAGUGAAAUCACAGCGUCGGUCCGGUUUGACUGGAGGACUUUAAGUCGAACACCGCAGAUAAAAAAAACAAAAAGAAACGGACUUUGAUAUUGGAGCGAACAUAUAAAGUGUAGAAGCGCAGAAAGGCGGUUCAGUGAAACCCAGAGGAAGCGAAGCAAAAACCAUGACAACGUGGAAGAUAGUAGGAGCUCUGCUGCUGCUGCUGCCUGCAGUGUUUUGCCAGCGGACCAUCAGAUGGUGCACCGUCUCAGAGCCAGAGCAGAAGAAAUGUCAGGCUAUGAGCCAGGCUUUCUCCAGAGUCUCCAUCCGGCCCUCCAUCAGCUGCAUCAACGGCCCAACCGUCCAGGGCUGCAUUCAGAAACUACAGAAAAAAGAAGUGGAUGCCUUGUCCAUGUCUGGCACUAACAUCUACAAUGCAGUGAAGACUGCCACCUUCAAGAUGGCUGCCAGUGAAUCAAAGAAUGGUGAUACCAGCUCCUACUACGCCGUUGCUGUGGUGAAGAAGACUAACUCCGCAAUCAAUAUCAACAACCUGGCGGGGAAACGGAGCUGCCACACCGGGAAAAGGCGAACUGCUGGCUGGGAAAUGCCGCUAGGAUACUUCAUCGACCAGGGCUUCAUGUCCGUAAUGGGCUGCGACAUUUCAAAGGGUGUGGCUAAUUUCUUCAGCGCCAGCUGCAUUCCUGGGGCUAACGAGGCUGGUGACCCUGAGUCCCUAUGUCAGCUGUGCAAAGGAGACGGAACAGGACAACACAAAUGUGAAAUGAGCGAGCAAGAAAUGUACUACAGCUACGAAGGAGCAUUCAGAUGUUUGGCUGAAGACGCUGGGCAGGUGGCUUUCAUCAAACACACUACGGUUACAGAGAACACUGACGGUCGGGGUCCGUUGUGGGCCCAGUCCUUGUUAUCGUCGGAUUAUGAGCUGCUGUGCCGUGACGGGACCAGAGCUCCUGUCUCCCAGUGGAGUCGGUGCCAUCUGGUUCGCAUCCCGUUUCGUGGCGUCGUGGUUGGCAGUGACAUCACUCCCUCUGUGGUUUUCAACAUGCUAAAUGAAGGCCUGGCAAAGUCAGAUUUCAACAUGUUUUCUUCAGCGGAUUACAGUGGGGAAAAUGUUCUGUUCUCUGACUUGACCACCACGUUUGAGUUGGUGGAGACAGACGACCCGCUCAGCUGGAUGAGCACAAACUAUUACAACGUCAUGAAGGCCAUGGACUGCACGCCUCAAGAUAUUCCCUCUGCCAUUCGAUGGUGUGUUUUGUCGAGCGGAGAGCAGCAGAAAUGUGCUGAUAUGGGCGCCGCCUUUCAGAGCAAAGGUCUCACUCCCACCGUCAGCUGCAUCUACGGCGCCUCUCUGACUGACUGCAUGGCCAAGAUCAAAAACAACGAGGCGGACGCCAUGACGUUGGACGGAGGUCACGUUUACACAGCGGGUAAAGACUAUGGCUUGGUUCCCGCUGCCGCAGAGAGUUACACAGUCGAGCGUGACGGUUCCUCAUACUACGCAGUUGCAGUGGUGAAGAAAAGCAGGACCGACAUCCGUAACCUUGACGACCUGCGUGGCGGUCGCUCCUGUCACACCGGCUACGGUCGCACCGCAGGGUGGAACGUUCCUGCAACCGCUCUGAUAGAGAGAGGACUGAUCAGCCCGAAAGACUGCCUGAUUCCCCAAGCGGUGGGAGGAUUCUUCCAGAAGAGCUGCGUUCCUGGCGCCAAUCAAGACGGCUUCCCCAAGAACCUGUGUGAUCUGUGUGUGGGCGACGACUCGGGGCAGAACAAAUGUGAAAAAGGAAAAGAUCGGUACGACGGAUACGACGGGGCGUUCAGGUGUCUGGCUAAAGGGGACGGAGACGUGGCUUUUAUCAAGCAUUCCACUGUCUUCCAAAACACAGACGGUCAUUCCACGGAAAACUGGGCUGCAGGUUUGGUGUCCACAGACUUCCAGCUGCUCUGUUCCCAGGGAACCAAAGCCGAGGUCUCCCAGUACCGGCUGUGCAACCUGGCCAGAGUUCCCUCUCACGCCGUCAUGGUGCGCCCAGAAACCAACAUCCACGCCAUCUAUGGGCUGCUGGACCGCGCACAGACCCACUUCAGCAAUGACUCCGGUUCUGGUUUCAAGAUGUUCGACUCUCAGGGCUACGUGGGCACAGACCUGAUUUUCAAAGACUCCACUGUUCGCGUCGUCGGUGUUGGCGACAAAAAGACGUACCAGGAUUGGCUGGGUCAGGAUUACAUGAACUCACUGGAGGACAUGGAGUGCAGCUCCUCAAACGCAGCCGUCUCCUCUGCGUUGCUGCUGCUGGUUGCGUUGCUCAGCCUCAUGUUGACCAACGUCUGGAUGUAACACAGCGACUCCAGAUUCACCUCUAGACCCGUGGUCCUUCUUCACACUCAUUAUCCCACGCUGUCAAUCGCCUCUUCAUCGCUUCUCUUUCUCUUUCGCAGCUUUUUAACUCGUUUGAUUGCGGUCUAGUUAAAUCAGUUUGUAGCUUCAGGCUAGUUGCUUUCUAGAAACCCAAUCCAGUUUGUUUGUGUGUGAAUUUACAAUCUGGGGAUAAAAGAGCUGAUUGGAGCAAUAAAGAGAAACGGAGCACAUUG
Molecule: messenger RNA, 2639 nt
Organism: Gambusia affinis (western mosquitofish)
Lineage: Eukaryota; Metazoa; Chordata; Actinopteri; Cyprinodontiformes; Poeciliidae
Gene: meltf
Product: melanotransferrin
Exons: 16
Coding region: 208-2385 (725 amino acids)
Biological process (GO): iron ion transport
Cellular component (GO): recycling endosome; extracellular region; early endosome
Source: RefSeq, a predicted model, not a curated record